UUUCACAGGUUUUUAUUCUCUGAAGUGAGUACUCAGAGCCACCAGGUAGGAGCUGUGUUGACUACCAUUUCUUUCUCCUUGUUCCCAAUGAUGCCUGGGAAGAUGGCUCUGCGGAUCCCCAGAGGCCUCUGGACAGCAGCUGAAAUGAUGAUCCUGGUGGUGCUGAGCAUCCCAGUGGCUGAGGGCAGAGACUCUCCACAGGAUUUCGUGUACCAGUUUAAGGGCGAGUGCUACUUCACCAACGGGACGGAGCGGGUGCGGCUCCUGACCAGACACAUCUAUAACCGGGAGGAGUACGUGCGCUUCGACAGCGACGUGGGAGAGCACCGACCGGUGACGGAGUGGGGGCGGCCGGACGCUGAGUACUGGAACCGCCAGAAGGACUUCAUGGAGCAGACGCGGGCUGCGGUGGACACGGUGUGCAGACACAACUAUGGGAAUGAGGAGAGAACGACCUUGCAGCGGCGAGUGGAACCUACAGUGACCAUCUCCCCGUCCAGGACAGAGGUUCUGAACCACCACAACCUGCUGGUCUGCUCAGUGACAGAUUUCUACCCAGGCCAGAUCAAAGUUCGGUGGUUUCGGAAUGACCAGGAGGAGAGAACUGGUGUCGUGUCCACUCCACUUAUUAGGAAUGGGGACUGGACCUUCCAGAUCCUGGUGAUGCUGGAAAUUACUCCCCAGCGAGGAGAUGUCUACACCUGCCAUGUGGAGCACCCCAGCCUCCAGAGCCCCAUCACAGUGGAGUGGAGGGCACAGUCUGAAUCUGCCCAGAGCAAGAUGCUGAGUGGCAUCGGAGGCUUUGUGCUGGGGCUGAUCUUCCUCGGGCUGGGCCUUAUCAUCCGUCACAGGAGCCAGAAAGGACCUCGUGGGUCUCUGCCAGCAGGGCUCCUGCACUGACGCCUGAGGGUACCUGGGAUUCCUCCGUCUGUAAUGCCUGCCUGUCCUUGCCCAGAAUUCCCAGCUGCCUGAGAGCCCAUCCCCCACAUGGAUCCGAGCCCCACAGUGCCUCUGAUACAGUCACCAGGUGCCCUCCUGGGACCCCUGCGUGGCGGAUCUGACUGCGAUGCUGCUCCCUGCACUGGUUUCAGAGCCUCUGCUGUGAGCUCCUUGCUAGCAGCAUCUCCUCCGUCCCCAAGGGCUUUUCCGUUUCCAUUCUUCCUCCUCAGAUUGUGCAAGAGGAGCACACAGAAGCCCUUUAGCUGAAUGUAGAGAUUUUAUCAUAAUUAAACAUGAUUAUUGGUUCUCUGUA
Molecule: messenger RNA, 1252 nt
Organism: Callorhinus ursinus (northern fur seal)
Lineage: Eukaryota; Metazoa; Chordata; Mammalia; Carnivora; Otariidae
Product: HLA class II histocompatibility antigen, DQ beta 1 chain-like
Biological process (GO): immune response; antigen processing and presentation
Cellular component (GO): MHC class II protein complex; membrane
Source: RefSeq, a predicted model, not a curated record